This is a messenger RNA of Setaria italica (foxtail millet), 3466 nucleotides long. Its product is annotated as ubiquitin carboxyl-terminal hydrolase 2. Gene Ontology annotation, cellular component: cytosol; nucleus. Gene Ontology annotation, molecular function: cysteine-type deubiquitinase activity; cysteine-type endopeptidase activity; zinc ion binding. The coding region runs from base 107 to 1519 and encodes 470 amino acids. The record is from RefSeq and is a predicted model, not a curated record. NCBI's taxonomy places the organism in Eukaryota, Viridiplantae, Streptophyta, Magnoliopsida, Poales, Poaceae. The transcript has 4 exons. Gene Ontology annotation, biological process: protein deubiquitination.
CGCGAAAUCAUUUGCUUCUCUGCCGCCCCUCCCUCUCCAAACCCCCUUCCCCUUCCCUCCCGGGCUCGCCGCACGAACCCGAGCGGCCCUGCCGUCUUCCGGCGCGAUGGGGAAGAAGACGCCGCCGAAGGGGGAGCUGGAAGGGAGCCCGCGGAAGGCGAAGGUUCCGCGCCUGGACCUGCCGGCUCUGGCUGCCGCGGCGUCGGCGCCGGAGGCGAGCAAUCUGGUGGAGGAGGGGGCGGAGGGGACCAGCGGCAACAAUCGGUGCAACCACGUCCUCACUUUCAGUGCUCGCACGAGGUUGAGUUCGUCGUUGCUAUCCAAGAAUGACGCAGGGAAGUGCGUGGGUUGUCGGCGCGAGGACGCGAAGGGUCGCCGUUACCGUAAGCAACGGCCCGAGGAGAGCAGUAUCUUGAUGUGCCUGGAGUGCGGCCGGCAUCUCUGCUGUGGGGUUGGGGGGAUUGAGUACCCGUUUGGACACUCUCGGGCGCACGCCAUGAAGAAGCGACACUGGGUUGCUGCUCUGUACGAUGAUGCAGAAAAAGGAUACUGCUUCAAGUGCAAUGCUGAGGUGGGAAUGCCGGCCGAAUUUGAGGUUGAUGGUCGUGUGAUUGGAAUGGAUGUGAUCCGCGAUGUUGUCAGUUCGUUACCGAAGCGCGUGCCCCGGCUGCGUUGUGGCGUGAUGGAAAUGACGGGCCAAAUUCAGGCAGAAGGUCGUGCAUCUGGGUUUGGUGUGGUCCCCGGUCCUAUCAGUGGGUUACCGAAUCUCAGAGACAGACGGCACAACCAUGAGUUCGGAUCAGCUAAUACGCAAGGCUAUGCUAUCAAAGGGAUACCAAAUAUCGCAAACACAUGCUACAUGAAUGCAAUUCUGCAGUGCCUCCUUGCGCUUGAUAAACUGCGGGCAAGGCUGUUAGAACCGGAUGAUAAGGGUCUCUGUGCGUUGGCACUCAAGGAGCUUUAUGAGGAGACGACAAGUGCUGCAGGAGGCUUGCUGAACCCACAGAAAAUCUUGGCAUGUGUAUGCAUGCAGAAUCGGGACUUCAUAGGUGGUCUUAUGCAUGACAGCCACGAAUUGCUUUCUUCCCUGUGUAAUGGUUUGAAUGAAGAGGAGAUGGCAAUUAAAAAUUUUGAAAGGAAAACCACUGCUCCUACAUUUAUCAAUUCCAUUUUUGGGUUUGAGCUGUCUCAGAUACUAUCCUGCAAGUGUGGAACUAAAUCAGUUACCCAUGCUUUCUUCUAUGAUCUGGAACUGCCAAUGCCAUCAGUGGGGCAUCCAACCAAAAGUGUUGCAUCACCACAAACAAGCGAGAGUCUCAAAUCUCGACAGAUGAAUAUUGCUGUUCAAUUAUUUCCAGCACAUGAGCAGAGUAACUUGGACAAGAUGCAAACAGUUGCUGAAAGUGGUGAUUUUCAUCUUCUUGGUUCAGAAUUGAAAGAGGUGAUUUUGGAGGAAACACCUAAACCUUUGGAAGUUGGUGAGUUUAUGCGCACUCCUGUACCUACUGAAAAGCCUUGACUGUUCAUACCACUUUUGAGGAUUCAAAAUGCAGGAACUGUGGACACUAUGAAACUGCAUUUUUUAUUGGUUAUCUCGCUCAACAAAAGAAAAAAGUUUCGUUUUUUGGAAUAGGUGUCCUACACUUUCUAAAUGGAGAAAAUUGUUUGAGGGCCCUUUGCACACAUGGACAGAAGAAAAAUUUCAGGAAAACCUUCGGAAUGUGUAUACAAAAGCGAGCAGGAUCUUUUCAGCAGUAUUAACAUGGCAAUGUAGUUUGCCGUAGUGUAGUAGCUAAAACUGCCAUUGGAAUAUAGCUUGGGAUGUCGGGUGCUUGCCUUCGAUAUAAUAAAUUUUGCUCCAAAUGGUUUCUUAACUUAAUUAUGUGUGGGAUUCUUGAAAAGAAAGCUACUACAAAUGUGGAGGAUAAAGAUCCUAAAAAAUAUGUAGAUGACAGUUGCUGGUUGCAUGGUGUCGAUACUGCAGAUAAAAUAAAAUAAAAUAUUAUAUGCUUGGUUCUGCAGAUUUCACUGAAGCGCAACGUAUCUGUCAAAGCAAGGAUGCUGUACACAGUCCUUUGCAGACUCAGGAGAACGAGGUCUCACGUUUUGAACUUCCGCAAAGGAUCAUUGAGGUGCCAGUAAAAUCUGUUAGUUUUCUUCCUCAUAACGUGUCUGAUGUCAAAGUUGAGGAAAUGAAUGAGAUGACCGCAGAUUCAAUAGGAUCGAUUGAAGACUGCUUGUUACUGUUUCAUGAAGGACUGAUAUGUUGGCGCUGUGAUAAUUGUGCCAAGGAACAGAAGCAGGCCAGUGCCAACCAAAGUAAAAAUGGUGAGCAGAUGGUGGGAAGCGCCAAUGAAGACACAAAAGUUGUUGGGGACCAGACUGAACAAUCAGACAGGACAGUACGCUCAAAUGAGAAAUCUAGUGGACUGAGUAAUUUGUCAGUAGAAUGCAAAUCAUCUUCAAAUAGGCAACCUCAUGCAUCUGAUGAACAGAGUCAAAUUAUACAAACAGUGGAUAGAAUCACUGAAGGAACAAGCUCAGGGAUGAGUUGUGGUGAAAAAGACUCUACUGCUCGCAGCAUAACUAGUAAAGAACAUGAGUUGCAGCAUAACAAGUUCAGAGCCAAUAAUAGUGAAGUGUAUCAGGACAUGACGGAGCAAUUAGCGAUGGAUCAUAGUUCAUACCAAUUGAAAGACAAAAAAAAUGAGCAGGAAGAUAAUGUUGGAGAUGGUAUUCAAACAAAUCUUUUUAAGAAACUGCCGCCUGUAUUAACUCUUCAGCUUAAGAGAGCUUUCACCUGUUACGAAGUCAGGCUUAAAAUGAGUGAGCAUGUGAGAUUUAAGGAGUAUCUUGAUGUAGGGCGAUUCAUGGACCCAAGCUCUGUGGACAAAGGUAAUUCCCUCUAUCGUCUAGCUGGUGUUGUAGAGCACCGUGGCAGCAAGUCCUUGGUUACAGGACACUAUGUUGCUUACGUGAGAGCAAGAAAGCUUGGAAAUCAGCAACAGCAGAGCAGCUGCUCAUCCUCAUGGUUUUGUGCAGACGAUAGAUACAUCAGCCAAGUGACUCUAGAAGAAGUUCUCAAGCGCGAGGCUUACAUUCUUUUCUAUGAGAGGGUGGAAGGCUAAGACAUGGCUAGCAUAAGAUCUCACAACUAAUCAGAAUGCAGUCACAAGGAUUCAGUUGGUGUACAUAGUAGAACAAGCUCUCGAUGAAGCUCAUUUUUGUCGCAGGGCUUCAAACUGACUGUAAUUGGUACCACAUUGGAGGUUUUUUUGGUGGUCUUCUCGACACAGCUAAACCGGUUUUUCCAAUUACUUUUUGCCUUUUAGGAUCAAACUGUGAAUAGAAUAAGACACGUGGCAUUGGUCAGAUUGGCAAAUCAUACAGGCUUUGUAAGGUUGUGUUGGAUGCUACUGUUAUAUGAUAUAUGGUUUACAUUACGUUGUGGAGAAUUUAGAACAUA